AUGAGAAAACUGCUCCCAUCACAUCAGAGACAAGCAGCAGCUCCGCCAGCAGAGAGUCGUGUGCGCCGCAUCCGCAGACGCUCAUUUCUUCCCAUCAGCUGGAGAUUAAGGAGAAGCACAUUGAACCCAGUCCUUCCUCUGACUGCACAUGACGCACACAUAUUGUCGAGGGUGGUUGGCUAAAUGAUGGAUUUCAUUACCUUACUGGUUUUGGCUGAAGAUGAAGAUGCCUUGAGCUUUAGCAAUCGACUCUGGGAUGUCUGAAGCAGCCUUUGGAUUCUAACUACCGCAUAUCAAAACAUCACAAAUAUCCCCCAAACAUUUACGAGAAACAAAAGGAAUAUGAAUUUCACCGCAGGCUUGCUGAAAAAAGAGCAUCUGCUCUCAAACGCCUUGCUGUCCUUGAACGCCUCUUUCCCCGGUGCCGAGGACUUCGCGAAUGAUGUUUUCCUCCACCAGAGUGGAGAGCUGGAGAGACUGCUGCUGCUGACAAUCAAAGAGCCCACCACUAUCGCUCUCACCGUCAUGUAUUCAUUAUCAUUUGUGGUGGGCUUCAUUGGAAAUCUCAUGGCCAUUCGAAUGCUCACCUGCCAGAAGAAUAAGAGGAUGCAGAGCAUCAGUGCCACCCAGAGUUUACUCAUCAACUUGGCAGUGUGUGAUCUGAUGGUGGUUUGCAUUUGCAUGCCCAUCACGCUCGGCCACACCAUUUACACUGCAUGGGUGUACGGAGACCUCCUGUGUCGGGCCGUUCCCUUCAUCCAGGCUGUGUCCGUGUCGGCAAGUGUCCUCAGCCUGACCGUCAUCAGCAUCAACCGAUACUACAGCGUUCACAGCCCAUUCAAUUCCCUCUCGUACUUCACCCAGAAGAAGAUCUACAUCACCAUCGUGUGCGUUUGGAUCCUGUCCUCAGCCAUUUGCGCACCUUUACUCUUCAUGAUCAAGCUGGACGAGAUCCACUUAAUCGACAUCGCCGUGCCAAUCUGCAGAGAGCUUUGGCCACAGGCGAGACUCAAGCAGGUCUACAACGUGCUCCUCUUCGUAGCUCUCUACUGCAUCCCCGUAACCUUCAACCUCAUCAUCAGUUUUCUGACGGGAAGGAAGCUCUGGAAGGCUUCUCAUCAUUUUGACGAUUUUGAUCCACGAAGCCAUGCCAUGCACGCUUCACAUCUGAAGAUGCGCAAGAAGAUCGCCAAGGUGGUGGUCACUUUGGUCCUCUUAUUCGCCGUCUCCUGGCUCCCGCUUUACGUUGCAGACAUCCUGAUUGACCGCGAGAUUCAUCCACCUCACUGGGUUCUGCAGAGUCGUCCUUUUGCGCAGUGGCUGGGCCUCACGAACUCCAGCCUCAAUCCCAUCUGCUAUUGUUUCUUGGGCGAUUUGUACCGCUCUGCCAGAGCAGUCAGGUCCAGGUAUCAUCAGAGAAUGCUUUCCGUCCUUAGAUCCUCCAGCUCUUUUAAACUGUCCAGUUUGCUUUCUCUCAAAAAGCAGAAAUCUGGCCGGCGACAGGGUGCCGUGAGCCAGGUGUCGGUGGAGACUCUUUCUGAUUGGUGUUCCAACAACAGCCAAAUGGUGUCUCUCCAAAGCCUCUCAGAGAAGAUAAUGUCUACAAGCAAUCCUGAGUUAUCAAACUUGUAGUCAGGGUGCAUAGUACCUAAAAGGACGCAGGGCACUUAUAAUUUGCUUUGUAGUACUGUCAAAAAGCAUGUGAUUCUGAUGAUUUGAUGCAACAUCAGCAUAGUUUGUAUUCAUAACUAACUGUCCACAGUUACAUUGUAUCGUUGCAUAUAUUGUACAUGAAUAAAAGUUGCUUGAUGUAAAGUGGGACUUCCUGUAAAUAAAGGACGGUUUUGUAUAGACAUCACUGACACAGAUUGCACAUAUAUGCCCAAUUAAGGCCUGUUCACACCAAGACAAAUGUUUGAAUGCGAAAAUUCAGUGCGAUAAAUAUUUUAAUUUGAAUGAACAGCUGUUCAGACCAACAUGAACAUUCGUAUGCCG
This is a messenger RNA of Sinocyclocheilus rhinocerous, 1995 nucleotides long. Its product is annotated as neuropeptide FF receptor 2-like. Gene Ontology annotation, cellular component: plasma membrane. The record is from RefSeq and is a predicted model, not a curated record. NCBI's taxonomy places the organism in Eukaryota, Metazoa, Chordata, Actinopteri, Cypriniformes, Cyprinidae. The coding region runs from base 343 to 1632 and encodes 429 amino acids. Gene Ontology annotation, biological process: G protein-coupled receptor signaling pathway. The transcript has 2 exons. Gene Ontology annotation, molecular function: G protein-coupled receptor activity.